AUGGCUCCUAAGCCGAAGACGAAGGGGGCUCAGCCGAAGGCAGCUCAGCCGAAGGCAGCUCAGCCGAAGGCAGCUCAGCCGAAGGCAGCUCAGGCCAAGGCUGCGGAGAAGCCAGCUGACUGUAAGACUCAGCAGGAAGCUUGUCAGACACCGUCUCAGAAAGCAGCGGCGACGGUGUCAAGCAUGAGCACCUCGCCGGUGCACAAUCACAGGCGUGUGGCGGCAGACAUCCUGGCACCUCUUCUGGACUAUGUCGAGGAGAUGGAGAAGUCCGAUGUCAGACCCAUUGCCUACGCUGGCAUCCAGGCGUUUGACUGCGCCAACUACGCUCAGGAGAUGUCAGACAAAGGCAAGUACACGUGUGUGGCAUUCGAGUCAGAUGUCUGGCCAAACUACGGAAGUAUUGUCAGAAGUUACAAGCACCACUUCUGUACGUCAGAUGGUCUCCUGACGGAUAAGAUUUGCCAGCCGCAGCAUGCGGGGACAUGGGAAGUCGCCGACAAGAGCGUCUUCAGGAUGGGCUGGCUCAUGGGGUUCGCGCAAGCACGUGAGACCAAAGCCAUGGAUGUGGUCAAGAGGUUCGAGGAAGCCAGCUGCUCUGUAGCCGUUACUUUCCAGCUGGUCGUGUCAGACGACGAGUUUGGUGUGCUCCGGCGACAGCUUGAGGAGAACAUCAAGUCGGACGCUCUGACGGCCCAGCUUUUUGGCUACAAGGAGUGCCUUCAAACUCACCAGGUGUCAGAAUCACUGAAGCGUCAGAACAAGCCGCAUACAUCGUCAGACGUUGCGGCUUGGUUCUCCAAGAUCAACUUCGCGGAGGAGACCAUCGGUCAGAAGACCGUGGAGUGCCACUUGAAGAUCGUGAAACGUAUGACUGAAGUGGCAAUCAACCAUUUGGACGGCUUGGAGUACGCUUUCGGUAAGACACACCCCUUGGCCAAAUGGGCCGCGCUCGACACCCUCUGCGGUAAGACGUCAUGCCCCAAGAACCUUCCGCUGCAAGACAAGCUGCUGAACUUCGUUGUGGCUGGGAUUCAUGUCAGACUGCUCAGGGGCACGUUGGCACAAAACGUCAGGGAGGACAUCCGCCACAAGGUCAUCCCGUGUUUCCUGGCCUUGCGUCGGAUCUCCCAUUAUGUGGCCUGGAAGAUCCAAUGUAAGAACAUCGGAACGGUUUUUGGCGACUGGUCAGACUUCCAUAUCAUGUUCCCUCGUGGCAAGUUCAUGGAGCUUGCUGGCGGCAACACGCCAGAGGUCACAGCGUUUACGGAGAAGUUCGUCAGACCGUCAGAGCGAGCGGCAGCCACGGGUCUCCACAUGCUGUAUGACGGGAACGCGGACCACAUUCUCCUGAAAUGCCUUUCCAGAGACUCGAACAUGUCAGCAGAAGGUAUUCUGGCAUCGUCAGACUUCGCCUCCGAGGAUUUGUUUGACUUGGACAAGAUUCUCCAGCUGCACGAGGAGGAGACCGCACCGCCACCGCCACCGAGUACGACGCCGGCAGCUGGCGAGCAGGACAGUCAGACCGCAGCCUCGGAGAGUGUUGUGGACGAUGGCAAUGACUCGCAGGCCACCCUGGUUCUGGGACAGCAUCUUACGUCAGAUCAUUCUGUCGAAAAGCCCGUAGUGGACGAGCUUCUCGCGGAGAAUGAGGACGAGCAGGUGAUCAGCAAGGAAAACGAAAUGGUUCGUCAGAUGUUGGAGUCAGAUCUUUUUCCUUCACUGACUCUGCCCAGUCUGGCGUUAGACAGCUUCCACAACGUCUCGCCAGAUGCCGUGCAGAACAUGUAUUCCUUUGCCAGCUCUCGUCAGGUUCUUACUUUUAAGAAACCCUGUCUGACACAGUACGCUACGUUCAUUGAGGAGCCAGACAACAGCAAGUGGAAAGAGGCCCUGGCCCAGUCCGGGGGGAAGGUUGACAGGGUACUGUACAUCUAUGAUGCAACGUGCCGGUACGACAGGGCUGCAUUGUCUGGUAAGACCUAUCGACUGCUUCCUCCACUGGACGAAAGUCAUUACCAGAGCGUGCUGACGUCACUGUUGGCGCCAGAGGGUGAUCCUUCAGCGACAGAUACAUUCUUCCGCAAGAAUGACCUCUUGUUCCUGAAGGAUGCCCGCAGGUCGAGCAACUUCAACAAGAUGGGUCGCAUCGCGUCUUGA
Symbiodinium sp. CCMP2592 is the source of this 2160-nucleotide messenger RNA. The record is from the annotation of a GenBank genome assembly. Lineage: Eukaryota; Dinophyceae; Suessiales; Symbiodiniaceae.